This is a messenger RNA of Pantherophis guttatus, 1269 nucleotides long. It is a transcript of the gene RRH, whose product is annotated as retinal pigment epithelium-derived rhodopsin homolog. Gene Ontology annotation, biological process: visual perception; G protein-coupled receptor signaling pathway. Lineage: Eukaryota; Metazoa; Chordata; Lepidosauria; Squamata; Colubridae. Gene Ontology annotation, molecular function: G protein-coupled receptor activity. Gene Ontology annotation, cellular component: membrane. The record is from RefSeq and is a predicted model, not a curated record.
AUGACUGUGGAAAGUAAUAGUGAGCUUCCAUCAGCCUUUUCACAGAAGGAACACAACAUUAUCGCAGCAUACUUGAUCGCAGCAGGAGUCAUAAGUCUUCUCAGUAAUAUUGUUGUUUUAAGCAUCUUCAUUAAAUUUAAGGAACUUCGAACACCAAGCAAUACUAUUAUUAUUCACCUGGCUUUUACCGAUAUUGGAGUGAGUAGUAUUGGCUAUCCCAUGUCUGCGACUUCAGAUCUGCAUGGAAGCUGGAAAUUUGGCUACCUGGGUUGCCAGAUUUAUGCUGCUUUAAAUAUCUUCUUUGGAAUGGCAAGCAUUGGUUUGCUUACUGUUGUUGCCAUAGAUCGUUACUUGACCAUCUGCAAGCCUCAAAUAGGUAACAGAUUAACCACUCACAACUAUAUUGCCCUGAUUUUUGCUGCCUGGACCAAUGCAGUCUUUUGGGCCUCCAUGCCUGUGGUAGGAUGGGCAAGCUAUGCUCCAGAUCCAACUGGAGCUACCUGUACCAUAAACUGGAGAGAAAAUGACACAUCCUUUGUUUCUUACACUAUGUCAGUAAUCGCUGUAAAUUUUGUUGUCCCCUUAUCCAUCAUGUUUUACUGUUACUACAAUAUUUCUCAAACUUUAAAGCGAUACGCCAGGAACACUUAUAUAGAAAGCAUCGAGGUAGAUUGGUCGGAUCAAGUUGAUGUUACAAAGAUGUCUGUUGUCAUGAUUUUGAUGUUUCUGAUGGCUUGGUCUCCAUAUUCUAUUGUGUGUUUAUGGUCUGCAUUUGGGGACCCAGAAAAAAUUCCCCCCACGAUGGCAAUCAUAGCCCCACUGUUUGCAAAGUCAUCUACCUUCUAUAAUCCCUGCAUUUAUGUGAUUGCAAACAAAAAGUUUCGAAGGGCCAUCCUUGCACUAAUCCAAUGUCAAGUACGACAGGAGGUAACAAUCAACAUCUUGCCAAUGCAUUUAUCUCAAAGUACAAUUGCAUAAAGAUACAGCUUUAAAGCCGAUCCAACUCAUCAUGUUUUUUUGUGUUGCAAAGAAAGUUAGAACUACUUCACAUGUAACUAUGUAUUGCUGUAUAAUAACUUUGUCGUCUACUGAUUCUAUUUGACUUUAUGGUUACAAUAUGAUACAAGAAUGAUGCAUACCCCAUGUCUUUUGUUUCACAUGAGACACAAGCUUCCUGGUAUCCAAUUCUCUGCUUUACUGUACAUGGAUAAUGGUUCUAUGGAUUAUACUAUAAAUAAAUAUAUAUAUACUAAAACCAAUUCAAAUUGG